Molecule: messenger RNA, 1957 nt
Organism: Drosophila grimshawi
Lineage: Eukaryota; Metazoa; Arthropoda; Insecta; Diptera; Drosophilidae
Product: cilia- and flagella-associated protein 157
Exons: 1
Coding region: 68-1879 (603 amino acids)
Cellular component (GO): cilium; ciliary basal body
Molecular function (GO): microtubule binding
Source: RefSeq, a predicted model, not a curated record
UUGUACACAAAAUUAUUGGGCAAUCAAACAGUUCAGCUACCAAAGUUAUUGAAGGAAAUCAAUCAAAAUGCCGCCAAAAGGAAGAAAGUCGUCGAAACGAACUACAAAGGAUAAGGAUGUUAACAAAAUGUCACAGGUUGAUCGCACCUUUUACGAGCUGCAGAUAACCGAUUUGAACCAGAAACUGAGUCGUCUGCGCUCUCAUCUUGCCAGCCUGGAUGAGUCGAAUGUUGCCCUCACGGCCAAAAUGCAGGAUAUUGACCAUGACCGAACCGAUGUCGCCGCCCAUUUGGAGCGCACUUUGGCCGAACGAAACAAUUCAAUAACCGAGCUGGAGGAGCGUCUGGUGGAAGUGUCUAAAGUACGCGAAGUGGAGAACCGUGUGGCACAGGAGACAAUUUCGGAUUUGGAGGGCAAAUAUAAGGCCAUGCAUGAUCAGUUGACAUCCGAGAUAAAGCUGCUCAAUGGCAAACUGAACUCCUUGGAUGAGUUUCGCAUACAACGCGACAUACUUCUGGCGAAGUUCGAUGAUCAGGAGGCCGAAACCAAGGAGAAGGAGAAAUACCACAAGGAGGCACUCUACAACAUGGAGCAGGCAGCCGUUGUCGAGAAGGAUGCUCUGAAAAAGGAGGUGGAGGCUAAGCUGCUACAGGUAUCCGAGGACUUUACGCGCUCCAGUGAGAUCCGCAAUGCCGGCUACACUCGACGGCUAAUAAGGGAGAACAUUGCCCUGCAAAAGGAGAUUGAUAUGCUGGUGAUGUCGCAGAUCAAGCUACAGCAGCAGUACAACAAUCAGAAGGAGAAGCACAAGGAAAUCAUGGUGCAAUACAGCGCUCUGGAUCAGAUUAAGAAUGAGCUCGUGCGCAACUCCAUUAACAAGAUCAAGAUCAUCGAAGGCCUGACCAAUAACUAUGAGGAAUUGAAGUGCAAAUAUGUUGAGGCGCUGCAAUAUCGUCGAGCCUAUGAGGAGCAACAGGAGGCGGAUAUGCUUGUGGAUGCCAAGAACAAGGAUGCCGUUGGUAAGGUGCGAUCCCUGUGUCGGCGCAUCGAGCAGAUUACGUUCGAGAAGCGUCACUUGGAGUCGAUACACGACCAACACGAAAUGGAGAUUGUCCGACUGCGCGGCAUCAUUCAGGAGAUCAAAGUGACUGUGCGAGAUGCCAUCAUAAGCCAACGGAGCAUCAAGCUCUUCCCGGAGAGACUCGAAGAGGCUAACGUCGAUGAACCCCACGUCAUUGAGGAAGUCAAAGAGGAAGCCGUGGCCAUGAAUAAAUUAUCGCGCAUCGAUUUGCUCUCCACGCUGAUGAACAUUGUUAGCUCGCACUCGGCUGAGCUGCCACGCACUCCGUCUGCGGAGUCCAUUGGCACCGUCACCUCAUCCUUAUAUACACCUGGUAAAAUGGGCUUCAUGCCGCACAAGCCGCGGCCAGCUGUCUGUGAUCUGUUCAAGACGGAGGUGCACGAUCAAUUGCCAGAUCUACAGGUAGCGCUCCCCGAAUGUCUGGUGAAGGGUCAAGUCAAGGGCAAGGAUGCGGACAAAAUCGUUGAUCGAGCAUCCAUAAUCGAUGUCGAAUUUGGCACCACCUUAUAUGUGUCAUCAUCGCGCGAAGAUGAUAACGUUGAGGUGGAGGAGGAACCGCUUGAGGAACCCGAAGGCUCCAGCACCUCAGUCUCUGUGAAGAAGUCCAGCAGCGAGGGUAGCGCUCCACCACCAGGUCCCACGCCAUUGACCAAACCCGAAAUAGAAGAAAUCGAGAGAGUGGCCGAUGUGAAGUCUCUGCAGAGCCAGUCAACUGGUGUCACCGGAACCACUGGCCUAAUUGGCGAAGCUGAGGAAAUUGAUGAGGAGGAUGAGUUUGAGAUAAAUUUGUUCUAUUAGUCCAUGCAUUGCUUGCAUCUGUAUGUUCUUUAAAUUAUUUCAUUAUUUGCCUAAAUGAUUUAAAUAAAUGAAAUGCCA